Messenger RNA from Eublepharis macularius, 1621 nucleotides. RefSeq names its product G protein subunit gamma 4 (gene GNG4). Gene Ontology annotation, biological process: G protein-coupled receptor signaling pathway. The record is from RefSeq and is a predicted model, not a curated record. Gene Ontology annotation, cellular component: heterotrimeric G-protein complex. Gene Ontology annotation, molecular function: G-protein beta-subunit binding. The coding region runs from base 343 to 570 and encodes 75 amino acids. The transcript has 3 exons. Lineage: Eukaryota; Metazoa; Chordata; Lepidosauria; Squamata; Eublepharidae.
UCUUGGUGGGGAGGCGUGCGCGCGCGCGCGCGCCCAAAGGCUGCAAAGAGCUCGCAGGGGGAUCCACUGGGGCUGGGGGUGACGGAGCCUGGAGGGUCCUGGGCGCCUCCUCCGGAGGGGGCGUGGCGGGCCACAGGGGAGCCUUCGGUCGUGCUCUCAACCCCAGCCGCCGCAGCGCUUUCCUUCUCGUGCAGUCAGCGGCCAGGAGCCUCCCAGACAUGUGCCUCAAGACGGUCGUGGCCGUAGCCGGGGCGUGAGCGUUACCACUUCGAGCUACUGCUGGUUCUGCAUUCUCCGUGCUUGGAUCUCAGGCUCCGUUGUGCUCUGCAGGGGAAAAACAGUAUGAAGGAGGCAAUGUCAAAUAACAGUACAACAAGUAUAUCUCAAGCAAGGAAAGCAGUGGAGCAAUUAAAAAUGGAGGCAUACUUGGACAGGAUAAAGGUAUCCAAGGCUGCUGCUGAUUUAUUGGCAUACUGUGAUGCCCAUAUGGGAGAAGAUCCACUUAUCAUACCAGUGCCUGCAUCUGAAAAUCCCUUCAGGGAGAAGAAGCUGUUGUGUACUAUUCUUUGAAUUCCCUUACAAUUAAAAAAAAAGUCCUAUGUGAAAUAUUACUGAUGAUGCAUGCUUGUCCUGAAGACUUCAUCUGGGUUGCACAAUAAUUUAGUUCAGUAAUGACUUUCUUAGAACACAGUACCAUUUGAUGUUACUGUAAGUAUUUUACAUGAAUGUUUAAGAUAAUGUAACAUUUUCUAUUAAUGCUCUAUACUAAAUAUUUCUGUUGUUGACAGUAAUUUUGUUAUGAAGGGACUCCAUUUGGUCUCAUAUGUCUGCUAGAUUGCUAGUUAGCCAGUUUUGUGUGAAUGUGUAUGUUUGUGAGAGAAACAGCUAUUGAUAGGAGCAAUACCAACUCUCAGAUUUAAAAAAAAUGUUUUAGUUUAAGAAAGAUUCAUUUAGUAAAUAGUGUUGUGCUUGGUGAUACCAAUGAAAAUGUUAGAGAUUUUCAGAAUCUAGGUUUACUUCUCUGUUUUAGAGAUGAAUCUGCUAGAUUGCUCAACUUUAAUUUUUGACAGCAUCAAUAAAUUCCAGAUGAUGGGCACAACCUAAAUCUACAAGCCACAGUAAGACUGUGCUGAUAUUAAGCCACGGGUCAUAAUAACACACUAGAAGAUUAGCAAGGGCAAUAUGUGUAGCAAGAACAACUGAAGAAUUGUUGCUCAGGCAACUGAAGAAUUGUUCCACAGGUUUAAAUGGUACUUUUUACAAGUAUUGAAUCUUACACUUCCAGUUUAGCAUUAUAAAACAGUGCAGAUAGCUAUCCCCUGGAUGUUCUUUUAAUAAUUGCUUUUAUCCCAGGUUGGUCACUGCAUGCUCUUUUUACAACUCUGCAUGCAUUAAGUAAUUGUGUUUUCUUUCUUGUUGCCUUAAGUUAGCUUUUAUCCUUAAACAUUUCCUUGCGUCCUCUAAAUAAGGGCAAAAGGAUUCGUGUAAUUUUUCCUUUUGGACAACCACCUUUAACUUGCCUCAUGCUCUGCUUUCAACCGUGUUGACCUAAGUCCUUUUCUCCUAAUUCAUGUUUUUAUGCUUUUGAUAUUAAUUUAAUAAAGAGGAUUUUGAUUUGUGA